AUGACCGCUCACCCAACCGAUCGGGUCCCGGAGAACCCGGGGCCCACCCCGAGACCCGGCACGAGGACCACCAGCCGGAGCCCGAGUCCUGUUCCGAAAGCCAAGCCGUUCUUCCGAUCCGUGCCCUUCCAAAUUUUCGUUGCCUGUGGCGUGUCAUUUACGGCCCCUGGCAUGUGGGAUGCUUUGGGCGGCCUUGGUGCCGGCGGUGCAGCUGAACCGUACGCUGUUAGCGCAGCAAACGCUCUGGGCGCUAUCAAUAACCGCAUCGGUCUUCCAUACGGAUUGGCCCUUGGUGCCAUCGGUUAUCCGCUGUACGGUGCCGGCUUAUACACCAACAAUGUCAAUGCCAACACUUGGUUUAUGCUGUUUGGUAGCGCCCUAUGUGGCAUAUCUGCCGGUUUCUUCUGGGCAGCCGAGGCGGCCAUCAUAAUCGGAUACCCCUCCCCUGGGGAUCGCGCCUUCUACCUGGCCAUCUGGCAGACGGCAAAGGCAGCAGGGCCCAUUGUAGGCGGCGCUAUCAACCUAGGACUGAACGCCAACAGGAAGACAACGGGCUCCGUUUCAUCGUCGACCUAUAUCGUCUUCAUUGUCAUUAUGUGUCUCGGCCUUCCCAUUGCUCUGUGCCUGUCGCCCGCGAGCAAGGUUUGGCGUAAGGACGGCACCAGAAUCAACACAUCCAUGGCGUCAAGCUGGGGAGGUGAGUUCAAGGCCGUUGGAAGGCUUUUCGCCAGCCGUAGGAUCUUGCUCCUGCUGCCAGCCUUCUUUAUCAGCUAUUUCUACAAUGGCUUCAUGAGCACGUGGCUGGCAACCUAUUUCACCGUCCGCUCUCGUGCCUUCUCAAGCUUUUUUACCAACUUUGCUGGCAUAUUCAGCUCUUUUCUCAUUGCCGCGCUUCUGGACAACCAGCAGAUCUAUAUCAAGACCCGUGGCCGGAUUGCGUUCCUCUCCAUCAUUGUCGUACUUAUGGGAACUUGGAUUUGGGCCACCGUCUUGCAGAAGCAGAUAUACGACGCAGAUGAGCCGCCCGCCUACGACUGGUUCCAAGGAGGUUUCGGUAAAAGCUAUGCUCUUGUCUUCUUCUGGCAGUUUGGCGGCCAGGCCUUCCAACAGUUUCUGUAUUGGCUUGUUGGCCAAUACGCAACUGACCUUUCUGACCUCAGCCGUCACACAGGUAUCCUGAGAGGCACAGAGGCUUUGGGGCAAACGGUUGCCUGGGCCAUGCAAUCCGAGGGCAACGCCAACCAUUUUGUAAGCAUCGGUCUUAACUUUGGUAUCACGGUUCUUUGCCUUUUCCCAACAUGGAUUGUCUUGUCCGAGCUCGAAGGAAGCCAUGAGAGUAAGAAUGUUGAAGCAUAUGGUCCCGGAAGUGAUUCCCUCGAGGAGGAAACCGGCCCGAAAUAG
This is a messenger RNA of Colletotrichum spaethianum, 1401 nucleotides long. Its product is annotated as UNC93-like protein 2. Gene Ontology annotation, molecular function: transmembrane transporter activity. The coding region runs from base 1 to 1401 and encodes 466 amino acids. The record is from RefSeq and is a predicted model, not a curated record. Gene Ontology annotation, biological process: transmembrane transport. The transcript has 3 exons. Lineage: Eukaryota; Fungi; Ascomycota; Sordariomycetes; Glomerellales; Glomerellaceae.